Messenger RNA from Phacochoerus africanus (Common warthog), 2266 nucleotides. RefSeq names its product heterogeneous nuclear ribonucleoprotein L (gene HNRNPL). The coding region runs from base 25 to 1896 and encodes 623 amino acids. Gene Ontology annotation, molecular function: mRNA binding. Lineage: Eukaryota; Metazoa; Chordata; Mammalia; Artiodactyla; Suidae. Gene Ontology annotation, biological process: mRNA processing; regulation of RNA splicing. Gene Ontology annotation, cellular component: nucleus. The transcript is spliced from 12 exons. The record is from RefSeq and is a predicted model, not a curated record.
GGGGGAGGCGGGUUCUGCGCCGCCAUGUCGCGGAGGCUGCUGCCCCGGGCGGAGAAGCGGCGUCGGCGGCUGGAGCAGAGGCAGCAGCCGGACGAGCAGCAGCGGCGGUCCGGAGCGAUGGUGAAGAUGGCGGCGGCGGGAGGCGGAGGCGGCGGUGGCCGCUACUACGGCGGCGGCAGUGAGGGCGGCCGGGCCCCUAAGCGGCUCAAGACUGACAACGCCGGCGACCAGCAUGGAGGCGGCGGCGGCGGUGGAGCCGGGGCGGCGGGCGGCGGCGGCGGGGAGAACUACGAUGAUCCACACAAAACCCCUGCCUCCCCAGUUGUCCACAUCAGGGGCCUGAUUGACGGCGUGGUGGAAGCUGACCUUGUGGAGGCCUUGCAGGAGUUUGGACCCAUUAGCUAUGUGGUGGUAAUGCCUAAAAAGAGACAAGCGUUGGUGGAAUUUGAAGAUGUGUUGGGGGCUUGCAACGCCGUGAACUACGCAGCAGACAACCAAAUUUACAUUGCGGGCCACCCAGCUUUUGUCAAUUACUCCACCAGCCAGAAGAUCUCCCGCCCUGGGGACUCAGAUGACUCUCGGAGCGUCAACAGUGUGCUUCUCUUUACCAUCUUGAACCCUAUCUAUUCUAUUACCACGGAUGUACUUUAUACUAUCUGUAACCCUUGUGGUCCUGUCCAGAGAAUCGUCAUUUUCCGGAAGAAUGGAGUCCAGGCCAUGGUGGAAUUUGACUCUGUGCAGAGUGCCCAGCGAGCCAAGGCCUCACUCAAUGGGGCUGAUAUCUAUUCAGGGUGUUGCACUCUGAAGAUCGAAUAUGCGAAGCCUACACGCUUGAACGUGUUCAAGAAUGAUCAGGAUACUUGGGACUACACAAACCCAAAUCUCAGUGGACAAGGUGACCCUGGCAGCAACCCUAACAAACGCCAGAGGCAGCCCCCUCUCCUGGGAGAUCACCCCGCAGAAUAUGGUGAGGGCAGGGGGUUCCCCUCCGUGGACUCCCGUGGCUCAUGUGCCCCUGCCCGCCGCCCGACGCGCAAAUUCUCACCCGUCCUCCCUCUUUUUCCUUCCCACCCCCCAGGAGGGCCCCACGGUGGGUACCACAGCCAUUACCAUGAUGAGGGCUACGGGCCCCCCCCACCUCACUACGAAGGGAGAAGGAUGGGCCCACCAGUGGGGGGUCACCGCCGGGGCCCAAGUCGCUACGGCCCCCAGUAUGGGCACCCCCCACCCCCUCCCCCACCACCCGAGUAUGGCCCCCACGCCGACAGCCCUGUGCUCAUGGUCUAUGGCUUGGAUCAAUCUAAGAUGAACUGUGACCGGGUCUUCAAUGUCUUCUGCUUGUAUGGCAAUGUGGAGAAGGUGAAAUUCAUGAAAAGCAAGCCGGGGGCCGCCAUGGUGGAGAUGGCUGAUGGCUAUGCUGUGGACCGGGCCAUUACCCACCUCAACAACAACUUCAUGUUUGGGCAGAAGCUGAAUGUCUGUGUCUCCAAGCAACCAGCCAUCAUGCCUGGUCAGUCAUAUGGGCUGGAAGAUGGGUCCUGCAGUUAUAAAGACUUCAGUGAAUCGAGGAAUAAUCGGUUCUCCACUCCGGAGCAGGCAGCCAAGAACCGCAUCCAGCACCCUAGCAAUGUGCUGCACUUCUUCAAUGCCCCUCUGGAGGUGACCGAAGAGAAUUUCUUCGAGAUCUGUGAUGAGCUGGGAGUGAAGCGGCCGUCUUCUGUGAAAGUAUUCUCAGGCAAAAGUGAACGCAGCUCCUCUGGGCUGCUGGAGUGGGAGUCCAAAAGUGAUGCCCUGGAGACUUUGGGCUUCCUGAACCAUUACCAGAUGAAAAACCCAAAUGGGCCGUACCCUUACACCCUGAAGUUGUGUUUCUCCACCGCUCAGCACGCCUCCUAAUUAGGUGCCUAUGAAGAGUCCCAUCUGAGCAGGAAAACAUUUCUCUUUCCUUUAUGCUGUUUUUCUCUUUCCUUUUUUCUUCCUUUUUUUUUUUUUUUUUGGCAAAUGUUCCUGUACUCUUUUUUUUUUUUUUUUUUCCUUUCUUUUAAUUCUAGGUUAGUAGAGACUUAACCAUAAUGGAAACUCUGGAAGUCUAAAGGGGGAGGGGAAGGGGAACUGAUAUCUCCCAAGAUUAACCUUCACUUUUUAAAGAAUUACUGUACAUGUGAUUUUUUUUUUUUUUCUUCCUGUUCAUACAUUUGUGCUGCCCAUGUACUCUUGGCAUAUUUCAAUAAAAUUGUUUGGAAAAUAAACAGAGCACUUGCUGGGA